CUUGCACGGUGUCUGACGCGCUACAUGCACUAGACAGAAUCGGGGACGGGCGUGCUGGACUUCUCCUCCAUUCGCCCCACCGCAGCAGCCGUCCCAGAACACAGGGAGUAAGUAGUCCUCAGCCGAAAAGAGACAAUGUGGAUGAUGCUGGAUUGCAGCUCAGAGUCUGACGGCUUGAGCCUCCUGCUUGAGGCGGGGACUGGGGUGAAUGCACCCGCAGAUGCCUUUGGUCAGUCCCCAGCGCACUUGGCUGCUUGUGGAGGACAAGCUUUUUUUCUACUCUGGCAACUGCAAACAGGCGCUAAUCUCAACCAACAGGAUUGCCAUGGAGAAGCUCCUAUUCAUAAGGCAGCUAAAGUUGGGAGCUUGGAGUGUCUUGCUCUACUCGUUGCCAGUGAUGCCAGAAUAGAUUUGUGCAAUAAUGAUGGACAAACAGCAGAAGAUCUUGCAUGGGCUUUUGGAUUUCUGGAGUGUGCCAAGUUCCUCACAACUGUUAAACAUACUCAAAAUAUGAAGCUAAGAGAACAAUCUAGCUGCUCACUUAAGGACAAUUGUGGUUUGCCAAGAGAGGCUUUAGCUGGACAGAAACGAGCAUAUGGAAUUAUGGGACCAACAAACAGAAAGAGGAGGAGAUCAGAUGAUAUCACAUCUUAGACUGCAAGUGGGAAAAUCUGUAACCCUGUGAAGAAUCUGAAAUCUGCAAAAAACAACAUUAUUGGUCUAUGAACUAA
Messenger RNA from Terrapene triunguis (Three-toed box turtle), 731 nucleotides. RefSeq names its product ankyrin repeat domain 37 (gene ANKRD37). Lineage: Eukaryota; Metazoa; Chordata; Testudines; Emydidae. The transcript has 5 exons. The record is from RefSeq and is a predicted model, not a curated record. Gene Ontology annotation, molecular function: protein binding. The coding region runs from base 136 to 654 and encodes 172 amino acids.